AUGAAGUAUUCACAAAUCUAUGUUUUCAAAGGACAAGGCAUUGCUCUUCUUUUGGCCCAAUCUGGUCGCCAUGUAACUGUUUGCUAUCAUAAAAAUGAAAAAGGUGCUUUAGAAACUGCACAAAAAAUCCAUGAUUUUGGAAGAAAAUCAUUAGUUAUUCAAGUUGAUAUUAGUGACGAGAAGCAAGUUAAGGAAUUAAUUGAAAAAACACUGAAAAACUUUGAUAAUCAUAUUGAUAUUUUUAUCAAUAAUGCUGGAAUAUCUGGUGAUUUUAAUAAUGUAAUUGAUAAAGAAUUUCGAGAUUGGGAAGAAGUAUUUCGCGUCAAUAUUCAUGGAACAUAUCUUUGUUCAAAAUUAAUUGCUAAACAAUAUCUCAAGCAAAAUCUAGAAAAAAAAAUUAAUGAAGCUGAUCAGAAUCAUGGAAUUAUUAUUAAUAUUACAAGUGUAAGACAAUAUCUUGUUUGUGAAGGUUCAGCUGCUUAUUGUGCAUCAAAACUUGCUAUAGAAAGUUUGACAAAAACAAUGGCAUUAGAAUUAGGACCACAAGGGAUUCGGGUAUGCGCUAUAUGUCCUGGUCUUAUUGAUACUCCAAUGACGUCAUGGGCAACUCGUGAUGCAGAAAGAAAAUCUAAAGUUGAAAAACAAAUUCCAAUGAGACGCAUUGGUCAUCCAAGUGAAAUCGCUUCUAUGGUUGCUUUUCUUUGCUCGGAUGAUGCUUCAUAUUGUACGGGACAAACUUAUAUUGUUGAUGGCGGUUGGUUGUUGACCAAUCCAAAUCUGUUUGCUUAA
Adineta ricciae is the source of this 789-nucleotide messenger RNA. The record is from the annotation of a GenBank genome assembly. NCBI's taxonomy places the organism in Eukaryota, Metazoa, Rotifera, Eurotatoria, Adinetida, Adinetidae.